This is a messenger RNA of Symbiodinium pilosum, 1452 nucleotides long. The record is from the annotation of a GenBank genome assembly. Lineage: Eukaryota; Dinophyceae; Suessiales; Symbiodiniaceae.
AUGCCAUCCAGACCCAGGGUCCGGCAACAUGGUCCAUCAUGGAUAAAGCUCCGCGCUGCUGCGCUGAUUUGCUGGCAGGCCAAUUUGCUAAGGUUGUUCUGUGGUCGAAGCACGUUGCGGCAGGGAACCGGCCACGUGCGCGUGCAUUCGAAAUCCAGGAAGGCUAGGGCUGAGCUGCUUGUGGAUGGAGAUCAGCGCGGCAUUGCUAAAACUAAGCAAGCUAUUGAGCUACUGCAAGGAGAAGGGUGGAAUGUCAAGACCACCAUUUUUGCACCGCCAGAAAGAGCUAAGAAUAAGAAAUGGCAAAGUUUCUUAUCAGAGCCUGGCACUUGCCUCGAGGCUGUACCGCGCGGUACGAAUGUCGAGGCCGUUGAUGUGGCCAUUUCGGAUCGGCUGCUUUAUCUAGCUGAGAACAAGAACAUAUGCCUAGCACUCCUGACAACGGACGUCGACUUUGUGGUAGCAGUCCAAACAAUUCUUGCACUCGGCAGCCAGAUUGUGGUAUUAAUUCCAGAGGGAGCAGCAUCCAGUAUUCGAACAUAUGAGUUAGCCGGUGCGCGUGUGUUGCCCUUGCCAAGAAUAUUCCAAGGUGGGCCCAAAGUCAGAGCCAUUCUGCACGCCCAUGGUGGCGGAUCUGUUAAGAAAGCAGAGCCCUGGGUAUAUGCAGCGCACGAUUCUGCGGAUUUUGAAGAGCUUAGUGAGUUUCUACAGUUGCUCAAAUACCGCACAGAUCGCGGCCAUCUCGAACCCUCGAUUGCUAAGUUCUGGUUCAUGCAUCGCUUAGGGGAUCUAACUGCGUUUCCUUUGCAAUGCGGCCUCGCAGAAACGCUGGAAUAUGUGAGAAAGGCAAGUGCAACAGCGCCGUGGAAGCAUUACAGGAACAACUUAGCAUAUUUCCUGCCGAUAUCUUCGACGAGCAGGAGGACACAGAAAAAGAUGAACGAAUACGGCGGCACUACUGCCCGGCAAAUUUUCAAAGGCGGCGGCCCCUUUGUGAUCAAUGACUCUCCCGACAUGGUGGAGCAGGCAUUGAGCAUGAUGGGCUACUUGGACUACAAGCUGAAUGCUGACGUAGCUGAAGCCAUGCUGACAUUUGUGAACGUGCCAGAUAACAAGCUGAAUCUCAGAAAGCGGUGUGAUGCCUUGCCUUUGCCGGGAGACUCCGCUUCCUCUGUGUUGGCAAAGUUGAGGCGGGCGUUCCUGUCGCACGCGACAGAUGGCCAGUGGCGAGUCGCACCCAAGGACACAGAGGUGCGAAAGGAGCUUGUGAAACAAGGUUUUUUGAUUGAUCCAGCCUUGCCGCGAAGUUCGGUGCUUGUCGCUAUGAGGAAGUUUGCGCGGAGGUACAACCUCCCAGAAAUGCGCAGCUACAAUGGGUAUCUUCUCAGGGUGUUGCACCAUAUGUACAAUUCAGACCCCAAUCGAACAGGAACUGUUGAGUUCCAGAUCUAG